This is a messenger RNA of Sphenostylis stenocarpa, 2514 nucleotides long. Lineage: Eukaryota; Viridiplantae; Streptophyta; Magnoliopsida; Fabales; Fabaceae. The record is from the annotation of a GenBank genome assembly.
AUGGCAACUCUCAAACUUGUUUUCAUUACCUUGCUUUACAUCACUGCUUCACUGACCAUUGCUUCCUGUGCCAAGGAACAAAAGAAUGAGAACACUGAUUCCAGCGUAAAUGAAGGAUCCAAGAAGAAGAAAGUCACUUAUGAUGGCAGGUCACUCAUAAUCGAUGGAAAACGGGAGCUUCUCUUCUCCGGUUCCGUCCAUUACCCUCGAGUUCCCCCAGAGGCGUGGUCAUCAAUUAUUGACAAAUCAAGACGUGGAGGUAUAAACGUGAUUCAAACUUACAUCUUCUGGAACGCUCAUGAGCCUGAGAAAGGAAAGUUCAAAGUGGACCCAGAGUAUGAUUUCGUGAAGUUCAUGCAGAUCUGUCAUGAUAAAGGACUGUAUGUAACCCUCAGGCUUGGGCCUUUCAUCCAAGCUGAAUGGAAUCAUGGAGGACUUCCAUAUUGGCUAAGAGAGGUCCCUGAUAUCAUAUUCCGCUCUAACAAUGAACCCUUUAAGAAGUACAUGAAAGAAUAUGCAACAACUGUUGUAAAAAUGUUGAAAGAUGCGAACCUAUUUGCUCCCCAAGGAGGCCCCAUCAUCUUGGCACAGAUUGAGAAUGAGUACAACCAUAUCCAACGUGCUUUUAGAGAGGAAGGAGAUAAUUAUGUCCAAUGGGCCGCAAAUAUGGCAGUGUCACUGGAUGUUGGAGUUCCAUGGAUCAUGUGCAAGCAAACGGAUGCUCCUGAUCCAGUGAUUAAUGCAUGCAAUGGAAGGCACUGUGGUGAUACCUUCUCAGGCCCCAACAAACCCCACAAGCCUGCCCUGUGGACUGAAAAUUGGACUGCUCAGUAUAGAGUGUUUGGAGAUCCACCAUCCCAAAGAUCAGCAGAAGACAUUGCCUUCUCAGUUGCUCGCUUCUUCUCCAAGAAUGGGUCUUUGGUGAACUACUAUAUGUACCAUGGUGGAACAAAUUUUGGUAGAACAAGCUCUGCCUUCAGUACAACCCGAUAUUACGAUGAAGCACCUCUUGAUGAGUUCGGUUUGCCCAGAGAUCCAAAAUGGUCUCACCUGAGGGACGUGCACAAGGCAUUGAACCUAUGCAGGAAGGCACUGUUCGGGUGUGGAACUACCGUCACAAAACUGAGCCAGCAUCACGAGAUUACAGUUUACGAGAGGCCAGGUAGUGACUUAUGUUCUGCUUUCAUCACUAACAACCACACCAAAACAGCAGCCACCUUAGAAUUCAGAGGUUCGAAGUAUUAUUUGCCACCACGUUCCAUUAGUAUCCUCCCUGACUGCAAGACUGUGAUUGCUUCACAACAUAAUUCAAGGAACUUCAAGAAGUCAAGCCAAGCAAACAAUCACAAGUGGGAGGUGUUUACUGAGAGCAUUCCAGACCCCAAGGAUAUACCAGUUAGUUUAAAUGUUCCCAUAGAGCUUUAUAGCUUGCUUAAAGACACCACCGACUAUGCAUGGUAUACCACCAGCUUUAAAUUGACUCCGGAAGACUUGUCAAAGAAGAAUGAGAUAACCCCCGUUCUUCGUAUUAUGAGUCUUGGCCAUUCAUUGCUUGCCUAUGUAAAUGGAGAAUUCAUUGGAUCAAAUCAUGGUACUCACGAAGAGAAAGGGUUUGAACUACAGAAAGCUGUAAAGUUGAAGGAAGGAGUUAACACGAUAGCUAUCUUGGCUAGUACUGUUGGACUCCCCGACAGUGGAGCUUACAUGGAGCACAGGUAUGCUGGACCCAAGUCUAUACAAAUCCUUGGUCUUAACUCUGGAAAAGUUGAUCUGACUUACAAUGGUUGGGGUACCAAGGUUGGUAUCCAAGGUGAGGAGCUUAGCAUUUUCACUGAGAAGGGAUCAAAGAAUGUACAAUGGCAACAGGUCCAGGGAACUGGAAAGACUCUCUCCUGGUACAAGACAAGUUUUUCAACCCCAGAGGGAAGGGAUCCUGUUGCCAUAAAGAUGACUGGUAUGGGGAAGGGAAUGGUUUGGAUCAAUGGUAAAAGCAUUGGUCGUCAUUGGAUGAGCUUCCUCUCUCCCCUUGGAACUCCUACUCAAUCAGAGUACCACAUCCCAAGAUUUUUCCUCAAUCCAACUGACAACUUGCUUGUUGUAUUUGAGGAAGAGAAAGCAAACCCAAAAGAUAUUGAGAUCGUAACUGUUGACAGAGAUACAAUAUGCAGUGUGAUCACAGAGAAUCACCCCGCACACAUAAGCUCAUGGGAAUCUAAGGGUGGGAAGUUCCAGUCUGUUGUUCAAAAUCCAGUGCCAUCAGCUACACUCUCAUGUCCACUCUUCAAAACCGUGAAGGCCGUGGAGUUUGCAAGCUUUGGUGAUCCUACGGGUAUCUGUGGAGACUUUGUCAUGGGAAAAUGUGAUGCACCUACAACUAAGCAGCUUGUUGAACAGCAUUGCCUGGGAAAAAAUUCAUGCAAUGUUCCAUUUGACAAGGCAACCUUCACUCAGGGCAAGGAUGCUUGCCCAGAAGUGAUGAAGAUACUUGCAAUCCAACUCAAGUGUGACUUCUAG